Molecule: messenger RNA, 2466 nt
Organism: Salarias fasciatus (jewelled blenny)
Lineage: Eukaryota; Metazoa; Chordata; Actinopteri; Blenniiformes; Blenniidae
Gene: tmx2a
Product: thioredoxin-related transmembrane protein 2a
Exons: 8
Coding region: 1-909 (302 amino acids)
Biological process (GO): brain development
Cellular component (GO): membrane-bounded organelle
Molecular function (GO): disulfide oxidoreductase activity
Source: RefSeq, a predicted model, not a curated record
AUGGCUCUAAUAACCGGACUCUUCACCUUUUUAUACCAUCUACCCCAGAUCUACAAAUGGCUUCUCAAACCGUAUUACGUGGUGUCCUUCUUGAUGACCGUCGCCUUCGUGCUGGUCAGGAAGGCUCCGGGGCUGUGCGAGCACCUGGCCAGCGACAGGGAGGACGGAAACUCCUGCGACUUUGACUGGAGGGAGAUGGAAAUCCUCAUGUUUCUCAGCGCAAUAGUAAUGAUGAAGAACAGAAGAGCCAUCACACUGGAGCAGCACGUUGGGAAUUUGUUCCUGUUCAGCAAAGUGGCCAACGUCAUCCUCUUCUUCAGGCUGGACAUUCGGCUUGGCAUCCUGUACUUGGCGUUGUGUGUAGCUUUCGUCAUGACCUGUAAGCCUCCUCUCUACAUGGGCCCGGAGUACAUUAAAUACUUCAGUGACAAGACCAUCGAUGACGAGCUACAGAGGGACAGCCGAGUCACCUGGAUCGUGGAGUUUUACGCAAAUUGGUCCUCUGACUGCCAGUCAUUCGCUUCGAUCUUUGCUGACCUUUCUCUCAAGUACAACUGUACUGGACUCCGGUUUGGGAAGGUGGACAUUGGACGCUAUGGAGAUGUUUCACAGAGGUACAAGGUGAGCACGUCUCCUCUGGCCAAGCAGCUGCCGUCAGUGCUGCUCUUUCAGGGAGGGCGAGAAGUCAUGAGACGCCCGAUGGUGGACAACAAAGGGAGAGCUGUGUCCUGGACCUUCAAUGACGAGAACAUCAUCCGAGAGUUUAACCUCAACGAGCUCUUCGAGAAAUCUAAGAAGCUGAAUAAAAGCCGGGGCUUGAAAGAGGAGCAGCAGAACGGCUCGCCGGUCGAGGGUGGUGAUGAGAACGACGGCACAGAGCAAACCCCAGAGAGCAAGAAGGACCAGUGAGGAAGAGGAGCAGAACCAAGCCUUACAUGUUUGCAAGAGCAGAUUAGUUCAACCUCGACUGAAUACGGAUGGUGCCACGUCACUGGGUGAUUUCAGGCAUUUUGUUGAAGCCUUAAAGUUAUUUUAGACUCUUUGUUUUGUAAAUUGAUUUUUUUUUUCCUCUCCUUGCAGCAAGCUCUCAUCACUGCAUGUGAACUGUAUUUUACACCUGCUGUGUUUACUUUUGUGUUGUAUUUCAUAAGCAAAGUAAAAGUGGUAAUGAGACCGAAAACAUGCGUGGGAUUUUUAACAGUUUGACCUUUUUAUUCUGAGAAGACAUCUUUUUAAAAAGUCUUUGUAAGGCCAUUUUGGAAAUGUUUUCAAUGUACUUGUUACAGAUAUUUGUGAAACUCAUUUCAUUCAUCAUCACAGCUCACAAUAGCAAUAUUUUAUCUCACAAAACAAGUAGAUUCUCUUUUCUCGGUAAAUUUCAGAUUGUUCAAUGGCCGCCGUCUCUUGGCCAGUGCAGGAAGAAAAGUAACACAGGUUUUCUGAAUCUCUGUAUGAUGGUUGCGUCUUGUGCCAUUAAUGAUGCCUCUUCCUCGAUGCUGCCCACACACACACACACGCACGCACGCGCACACACACACGUCUGGUGGACAUUUAACAAUAAUCACACAAGAACGCACACCAGUGAAGCAUUCAGCAUGACAGACGGGGGAAAAAUAAAAAGUAAAAAAUUAAAUCAAAUGCACACUGAGAAGACGCAGCCCAGCUGGGUUGAAAGCUUCUGACAGCUGUUUGGGUUGACAGAUGAUAUUUGUGUGCUUCAAACGAGUAAUUUGCCCCCUGAAAAAAAGAUGUGCCACCUUCAGACAGUUUUGACUUUCUGCUGUGGGGCUUGAUAUCAAAACAGAAUUCAAUAAAUAAAUCCUCUGUAAUGCCCAGUCCACAAAGAAACUGACGAACCCGUAUCCUUCCCUCGAAUUAUUCCUCUCUCUGCAUGGCAGUGGAUUAACAAAAACAUCGGCUGUACCUUUACUGAAGUUUAACAACUCAAUCAAAAGAAAUCUAAUCUGCCUUGUUUCAGGAUAAUUGUUUAAAAAAAAGUUUGUCAAUAAAAAAAAAAUUUAAAAAAAACUUCCUUUACUGAAUGGUCUCAAGGCAAAAACCAGAAGUGUCCAACUACAAACCAGUCUUCUCUGAAUCUACAUCUAAUAUUUCAUGUACAACCAUUUUUUUUUUUCCUCAUAAAAAUAUUCCAGCUGUCUCAUCUUUGAAAUUAUGUCCAGACCUCCAAGAUCAUUGUUGUCUGGUGAAAUAAAUAAGCCCUUCCCUCACUGCCCCAUUUGGCUGGCCAUCCAUUAAAGGUAUGACUCCACUAGCGUCUUGAUGGACUGACAGAAACUAUGCUGAAAAAAAUAAACAGAAAAAAAAAAAAAAAAACACCAAAAGACAUAAAAUGAUCUUAAAGCUACAAACAGAUUUUGCAUAAUGUCUCUAACAUCAACAUUACAAGCGUACAUUCCACAAAGAUGCUUGUGCUGCAAUCCUGACAAUUAAAUUUCUUUGUGGCUU